Volvox carteri f. nagariensis is the source of this 753-nucleotide messenger RNA. RefSeq lists its product as uncharacterized. The transcript is spliced from 3 exons. Gene Ontology annotation, molecular function: protein tyrosine phosphatase activity. Gene Ontology annotation, biological process: protein dephosphorylation. The record is from RefSeq and is a predicted model, not a curated record. The annotation marks the transcript as partial. Lineage: Eukaryota; Viridiplantae; Chlorophyta; Chlorophyceae; Chlamydomonadales; Volvocaceae.
CGACACAGAUACAGCAACGUCCUGCCGUACGAUCUCAACCGUGUUAUACUGCAGCCCUCACCUGCACCGCAGCAGGGCUCCCCGGAUCCUACCUACAUCAACGCGAGCCACGUAAUCCACGAUGACGCGCAAUGCGGCUUCUCUGUUCGUUACAUCGCAUGCCAAGGUCCGCUACCCAGCACGGAAGCGGACUUCUGGCGCAUGUGUUGGGGCGAACGAGUGGGAGCGGUGGUAAUGCUAACCAAUGUCGUGGAGCGCGGCAUCAACAAAUGUUCCACAUACUAUCCUGCGCAGCCCGGAGCUCGCCUAGUGAUGGCUGUAUCGUCUAGUUCACUACACGCGGGCGAAUUGACGUACACUGUAUUGCGACUAUCAUGUAGCGGCUGUGGCGGCGCGUCGUCACGUGAUGUGACGCAUCUGCAGUACAACGCCUGGCCGGACCACGGCACACCCGCGGACGCCUCCGCCAUCCGUACAAUGUGCGAUAUGGUCGAACCGGUGCGUGGCGCCGGGGGGGCCGUUGUCGUACACUGCAGCGCUGGCAUUGGCCGUACGGGCACGUUCUGCGCCAUCGACAUAAUGCGCCGCCGACUAGCAUACCUGGAAGCCUGCGCUGCGUCGCGGCCUGGAAAUGUACGGGCCGAUGCCGUACAGGCUGCGCUCGAUCUUCCGGAGCUCGUACACUCCCUACGACGGCAGCGGUCGGGAAUGGUCCAAACCAUUGAGCAAUACGUGUUCUGCUACCAGGCUAUU